Haemonchus placei is the source of this 234-nucleotide messenger RNA. Lineage: Eukaryota; Metazoa; Nematoda; Chromadorea; Rhabditida; Trichostrongylidae. The record is from the annotation of a GenBank genome assembly.
AUGCAUCCAUUCACCUUCACUAUACUCUAUCUUCUCGUUGAUCUAAGUUACUCUUAUCCAGAUGAUGUCGUCUGCUAUAGGAAAUGGUAUUUUAACAGUCCACGACCGGCACCAAGGUCAGUUUGUUGGCUUAAAUUCAGAGGCAGAGACUUGUUGAUUUGUUAUUUUUCAUGGAAUACAUUCGAGGUACUUGGGAGGAAAAAGAUUACUAGUCAUGGAAAACCUUCGAGGUAG